CUCUGCAGCAGUCACUUGGGCAUUUCAUGUUUGCCUCUCUUGAUGGACGGGAACAAAAAAGCCUUGCAGCAUACCAGUGAACUGAACCGGAGCUGACCAUAGGGGAGAAUUUGAUGCAAACUUACAGACUGUUGGGACCCUGUGACAUAGAUCACCGAGGUAAACGUGUUGAUGAUCAGAAACUGCAUCUAUGAGAGAGUAAACCAGCAUUGCUGAGUUUGAAACCGUAUUUUGUAACAGCAGUCAACGUGUUCUGAACUGUUGCCUGCCUCGGUGCUGGCUUAUUUUUCUUUUUUUUCCAAGCUGAAAAGCCAGAGAAGGUUUUCAAAGGAAUGCAAAAGCAACAGGAGUUUUAAAAGCAGGAAGCUGAAAGGGGCUCUCCAUAAGAUGAAUUUCACCCAGCACCGUGGGACCCUCCAGCCUCUCCAUUUCUGGAACCACAGCUAUGGACUGCACGGAGGUGCCAGCGAGCCCAACGCGAAGGGCCACUCCUCGGGAGGCUGCUACGAGCAACUCUUUGUAUCCCCUGAAGUGUUUGUGACUCUGGGCAUCAUCAGCUUGCUGGAGAAUGUCUUGGUCAUUGUGGCAAUAGCCAAGAACAAGAACCUCCAUUCUCCCAUGUACUUCUUCAUCUGUAGCUUGGCAGUGGCUGACAUGCUAGUGAGCGUAUCUAAUGGAUCAGAAACUAUUGUCAUCACGCUGCUAAACAAUACAGACACAGACGCACAGAGCUUUACCAUAAACAUUGACAAUGUCAUUGACUCAGUGAUUUGCAGUUCCUUGCUUGCAUCAAUUUGCAGUCUCCUCUCAAUAGCAGUGGACAGGUACUUUACUAUCUUUUAUGCCCUCCAGUACCAUAAUAUCAUGACGGCGAAGCGCGUAGGGGUCAUCAUCACAUGCAUCUGGGCUGCCUGCACAGUCUCAGGCAUUUUGUUCAUCAUUUACUCUGACAGCAGUGUUGUCAUCAUCUGCCUUAUUAGCAUGUUCUUCACUAUGCUUAUUCUCAUGGCAUCCCUCUAUGUCCACAUGUUCAUGAUGGCUCGGAUGCAUAUCAAAAAGAUUGCUGUUCUUCCAGGGAGUGGCCCUAUUCGCCAAGGGGCCAACAUGAAAGGGGCCAUCACUCUCACCAUCCUGAUUGGAGUUUUUGUUGUGUGCUGGGCUCCAUUUUUCCUGCACCUGAUUUUCUACAUCUCCUGCCCCUACAACCCUUACUGUGUGUGUUUCAUGUCCCACUUUAACUUCUACCUCAUCCUCAUCAUGUGCAAUUCCAUCAUCGAUCCACUUAUCUAUGCAUUCCGGAGUCAGGAGCUCAGGAAAACAUUCAAGGAGAUUAUAUGCUGCUGUAGCCUGCGAGGGCUUUGUGAUUUGCCUGGCAAAUAUUAA
Molecule: messenger RNA, 1383 nt
Organism: Phaethon lepturus (White-tailed tropicbird)
Lineage: Eukaryota; Metazoa; Chordata; Aves; Phaethontiformes; Phaethontidae
Gene: MC4R
Product: melanocortin 4 receptor
Exons: 1
Coding region: 388-1383 (331 amino acids)
Biological process (GO): G protein-coupled receptor signaling pathway
Cellular component (GO): membrane
Molecular function (GO): melanocyte-stimulating hormone receptor activity
Source: RefSeq, a predicted model, not a curated record